CUGAAAACAUGGCGGAGGGGAGGAACAGUAAAAACUGCUUUGGUUGAAGAAAACACCCAAUAGUGGCAGUCUCCAGAAGCCUAAACCAAGAAAUAAGAUUGCAACAACUGAAUAAAAUGUCUUAAAUUUCAUGCCUCAAGGAAAAAUAAAACAGUCCUGACCUCUACUAAAAAGUAAACCUGAAGACGCCACUCGCACCAUAGAAGAAAAAGGGAAAAAAGAAAAGCCAGAAAUGAACGGGGACAUCGUUUGUAAUGGUCAGUCUACGCAUCACACUUAUUUGAGCUCCAGCAAUCCCCGCCCUCGCUUCCUUGAUGGGAACUCUGUUUCGCUCAUCCACGAAGGGAAGUUUCUAGGAAGGCGCACUACCCAUAAUGAAACGCAGAAGUAUGAGGAAGCGAGACUGAACGUAGUGAAUGCGGAAGCGAGCAUCCCCAGCGGGGCCGAGAAGGACAGGCUGUGUCCCCCCUCCAUGACUGAGGCUCAGGCCAGACCGCUGCACUGCACAGCCACCUACGUACACUCCACGGGGGAGCCCACCGCAGGCAACAACAUUGCCCCUGCACCCAACAACAGGAGAGGAACCUGCCGCAAGGUUAAAGUGAAGAAAUCCACCAUGAGGACGGCGGAAAGCAAAAAUUCCCAAAACAGAAAGGUCACAGACUAUUAUCCUAUAAGGAGAAGCUCCAGGAAAAGCAAAGCUGAACUGCAGUGUGAAGAAAAGAGACACAUUGAUGAGUUGAUCACAAAUGGGAUCGAAGAAGGAAUGAUGGUUCGAAACACUGACGGGAAGGGAAGAGGAGUUUUUGCCACCCAACAUUUCAAUAAAGGACAGUUUGUGGUGGAGUAUCACGGCGAUCUGCUGAAGAUCACGGACGCCAAGAAGAGAGAAGCCAUGUAUGCGCAAGACCCCUCCACCGGCUGCUACAUGUACUAUUUCCAGUAUCUCAGCAAAACGUACUGUGUGGAUGCCACUAUAGAAACCGGCCGAAUGGGAAGGCUGAUAAACCACAGUAAAAAUGGCAACUGUCAAACCAAACUCCAUGAUAUUAACGGAAUACCUCAUCUUAUACUGGUGGCCUCCAGAGACAUUGACGAGGGGGAGGAGCUGCUGUACGAUUAUGGUGACCGCAGUAAAGCUUCCAUUGCAGCCCACCCCUGGCUCAAACAUUGAUGUACUGUUUUUUUUCUUCUUCUUCUUCUUCUUAGUAGGUGUAUUCAAAGAAGGGAAAAUGCUACUUGUUAAACUUUCUUG
Messenger RNA from Megalops cyprinoides (Indo-Pacific tarpon), 1255 nucleotides. RefSeq names its product lysine methyltransferase 5Aa (gene kmt5aa). The record is from RefSeq and is a predicted model, not a curated record. Bases 233 to 1174 code for a protein of 313 amino acids. The transcript has 7 exons. NCBI's taxonomy places the organism in Eukaryota, Metazoa, Chordata, Actinopteri, Elopiformes, Megalopidae. Gene Ontology annotation, molecular function: histone H4K20 methyltransferase activity; protein binding.